AAAUUUGACACAAAUGGCGAGAAAAAUAAUGUUUCAAUUGUUAUUUUUCUAAAGAAGUGCCAGUUGUUCAAAGAAAGUGAGGAUUUUUGUGCUGAAAAAGACGAUUUGUGAAAAUGACAGAGACGCAGCCCCCUCUGAUUCUUUGCAUGGAGAAUGCAACUGGUGAAGUUGCUCUCAGGGUGGAACCUGAUGAUAACUUCCAGAUGUUCCUAGAUAAAGCUCGGGGACUCCUAGGCUUCGAAGUCGACUUAAACUCCAUUACCAGAAACCAGCCAGUUUCCCUAUCCGAAAACAUAUACCAAUUCCUAUUAAAUACAGAACAAAAUUUACAAGCGGACGACCUCACACAAAACUUUGAUCAAAUAUUGGACACCAAUGAUGGCGCCAAUGAUUUGGUCUAUAUAUUGGACGAUGGCACUCAGAUUAGAGCAUCACAAAUACAUUUUGACAAUGAUGAUCCCUUAAUAGACUUAACAGCUGAAAAAAUCCCUUUUGUAAAAUACGCCGAUGAUGUUAACGAUCCGGAAAUAGAUACAAUACAUGCGGAAACAAAGAAAAUUAAUAUAGUAGAAAGUCCUGUUUCAAGAUGGUCCAGCAAAAAUUCGAGUCCAAAAUGCAGUUUUGUUAAUUCCUUACCUUUUAAAUUAGUUUGCAAUAACACAUCGGGUUUCGAAGCUCAAUUCACUAAAUACUUAGAAGCUAACAAUUCUAAAACUUACGCGACUUUGAACCCUGUGACUAGUCGGAAUAAGUCUCCUAAAAGCUUGAUAAAAGAUAAUUUUAAGAACUACGAUGACAGUUACCAGAGGAAUGAUAAUUUGGCUUAUACUAGAGAGGAGAUUUUAAACAUGUUUAAAGACUCCCCUAUGACUUCUCUGCCUUAUGACCAAGGGUACAGCGAGAGAAGACAUGUUAGAAAGACUGAUCCUUCAAGACUCGUGCAUAAGAGUUGGACUAAACCAAUCUCCUAUAUCGAUAUCGAUGGAGUACUUAUAGGAGAAACUGAGAGUCAAAUAUGUUUCAUUUGUGGAAAACAUGUCGAUAACAGUGUCGAUAAACUGUACCUCUUUGAUAACGAAGACCAGAGAGUACAUAGGUGUUCUCCUCAAAAGAAAAUGUCGACGCAAUUGAAGAUUAUAUGUGAAUGCUGUCUUAACGAAAAUUUUAAACCUUGCCGGAUGAAAAGUGCUAACCAAUUUUUGAAUCCCGACGAAUUUCUGGUCAUACGUAACAAUCAGCAGUAUAUUUUUCAGAAGGUCAAAAAUUUCAAUUUCACCCAUUUAGGAAGGCAUAAAGAUAUGAUGAGUAAACAGGAUUCUAAGUUAGAUAAGGAAGAAUUUGUGAAAGUCGAAAUUGGUUCUGACGGUGAGAUUAUAACGAAACCAAUAGACAAUGAUCCGAGGUCUGAUGAUGUCAUAGUCGUCAAAGAUGAGAAGAAGGACGGUAGUUCCAGUGAUGUUGAGAUUGUGGAGCCGGAACCGGAGAUAGAUAAUAUCAUAGACAAUCUGGAGGAGGCUGAUGAGGAAGUGAAGGAGUUUUUGGGGAAGUACCAGUGUGAUAAUAGUGAAGUUACUGAGUUGAAGUGCAGAUUUUGCGAGCAAGUAUUCCCGGAUUUGUCAGAAGUGCUGGUGCACUGUGAAACACAUAAACAUGAUUUGGAAGAUGGCGAUGUUUACCCAUGCCCACUUUGUUUCUAUGGUUACGCAAAUUUAAAAUGGCUGAAAGGUCAUCUGAAGGCAGCUCACGAGAAAUCCGAACCUAGUAAACAUUUAAAAGAUGAAAAUGAGCAAAUGAAACAAGAAAAUAAAGAUGAACAAGAAACAUCGCCUAAAAAGUCGUCCCCCAUAGCUACUCGUACUAGAAGUUCAAACAAAAAAGAUGGUGAUAGAAAAGAUGAAGACGAAGAUUCUGAAGAAAAGAAUGAACCUAGUAAAGAUGCGCCAAAGCCACCCAUCAUAAAAACGGAGGUUAAGCAGGAGUGCCUAGACAGCAGUGAGGAUGAGAUCUGGAUCGUUCAAACGGCUGAUAUGGAAGCCACGCAAGAGUUGCAGAAAUUACUCUGUGUUGCCAAGGGCAAAGAAGAUGGACAGGAUGGUGAUACUUCGAAAACACACAAAUGUUUUAAUUGCAGUCAAAUAUUUGCAAGUGCAGAGGGUUUGACGAACCAUAGAUGUCGAAGGCGUGGUCGAAAAAGGAAAUCUAAAGAUCUGGGCAAUCUUAUUUGUAUACCUACUGAAGAAGAUUUCUUGAAGAGAGCUCAAGGACGACCAAGACAAGUAGAAUCAUCCAUAGACAGCGACCUUCUCGUUAUGCGUCCUAGAAAACGCCGCAGCCGGGAGCCGACCUCCAACCCUCAAGUGGUUACUUGUCAUAAUUGUAAUGAGUCUUUUACUUCGAAAGUUAGACUUAAGUUUCAUAUGCAGUUCCACGAAUCCACAAACCUGAUACGUCCAGACGGCCGCUACACCUGCACCGAGUGUUCAGGAACCACCUUCUCCACGGAGACGGAGCUGUUCGACCACGUGCACUUCCAGCAUGACAAGCACAAGCGCUGGCAGUGUCCCGUCGACGGCUGCGGGAAGACCUUCUUCCUCAGGGCAACUCUAACGAAACACAGUCGCACUCACACAGACACGCGUCGCUAUGUGUGCGUCACGUGCGACAAGCGGUUCUUAGACAAACAGACUUUGGACGAGCAUGGAGUUACACAUUUACAGAUCAAACCUUUCCAAUGCCACAUAUGUCUAAAGCAGUUGACCCGUCGCUCUCGUCUCCGCAUGCACGUGAGAGCACACGAAGAGGAACUGGCUCCUACACUGGUGCGAGUCUGUGCUGUCUGCACUAGGGCCUUCAGAGACCAUCGUCAUGCACAGGAGCAUGCAACAAAAUCAACGGAAUGCAUAGAGGCGUUUGCCAACGAGCUGAAGGAGGAAGCCGAAGAGAUGACUGUUCAGCUGUCUCCCACCAGCGGCCUUGUUAGACAUACCGUGCAGAUUGUUGAGUCCCCAAAACUAUCGAAACCAAUAAAACGUCAGGUAUCGAAUGAAGUGGGCGAGCCGCUACUGUCUCAGCUGGCAGACGAAGCCAGGGCGCUUAUACGAGUCGUCGAGAUCGAGAAGGCGUUCCGAUGCGAGUACUGUGAAGACGUUUUCUACUUAGAAAGUGGAUUAAACAGUCACCGCGCGAUACACAAGGGUGUGAAAAACCCUUUCACUUGCCACAUCUGUAAAGUUAGCUUUGCUACUUAUUCUAGGUGUACAACCCACAAAACUACCCACGGUUUCUACAAGCGCUCUCUAGCUGACGCUAAGAAACAGGCCGAUGGUCUGACGGCCGAUACCGACGGCAAUCGAUCAGCCACCGGCAUCCUCGGCUACGGAGACUUUCCCGUGGUCAAGCACUUCUUGUGUGAGGAUUGCGGUCGUUCCUACUUACACUGGACGUACCUACAAGUGCACAGACGCAUGAAACACGCGAAUGAGAACUUUCUGUACAAAUGUAACCAGUGUGAACUCACCUUUCCUAACAGUUGGAGCCUAGCGUAUCAUCGUAAGAAGGUGCACGGGAAGACCGGGCCUGAUGACCCUGGCGCCACCAGCAAGAUUAACAAGGAUGAUUACAGGAUACCAUGUCGCGAUUGUAGCGAGGUGCUACCGAAUAAAACUGCGCUCUACAAGCAUCGGAAGAAGGAGCACAGCGAUAAUACUAUUCGUCCUAGUAGUAAGCCUGGCAUGUAUUCUCAUGAGGAGUCUAGCGGCGGCGGAGGCGCGUGCCCUCACUGUCACGCUACCUUCACGCAUGCCACUGAUCUGCAUAAACAUGUCAAAGAAGCACACGGCUCAUCUAACGCAAGCUGGUCGAACAACAAGCCGGGCCGUCCACACACAUGCCCGGUGUGCGGCCACGGGUUCCGCACGCUCUCCAUGCGGAACGAACAUCUGCGCGUCCACACGGGUGAACGCCCCUUCCCUUGUGAUGUCUGUGGAGUCGCUUUCAGAAGGUCCACAGCUAUGAGGAACCACCGGCUCAUUCACACGGGGGUCCGCGCGUGGGCCUGCGGACGCUGUCCCAAACGGUUUCGCAUACGAUCCGACUUGCGGACGCAUUUGAGACUGAACAUUAUAUAUUGUGUCCACAGCUAUGAGGAACCACCGGCUCAUUCACACGGGGGUCCGCGCGUGGGCCUGCGGACGCUGUCCCAAACGGUUUCGCAUACGAUCCGACUUGCGGACGCAUUUGAGACUGAACAUUAUGUUCGCUGCAGGUCCACAGCUAUGAGGAACCACCGGCUCAUUCACACGGGGGUCCGCGCGUGGGCCUGCGGACGCUGUCCCAAACGGUUUCGCAUACGAUCCGACUUGCGGACGCAUUUGAGACUGAAGCAUCCGGCUACUAUUGUUGUUGUUGAGAUGGAAGGCCUAAAUCCGUCUUCUGAAGAUGUGAUGAAAACCCUUUCAGAACAGAAUGUUCCUCACGACAAGCUCAUCGAGAUAACUAAAAUGUCCUUCGCGAAGGGCACGACAAGCGUGAUACCGUCGUGCGCCCGCGCGCUGUCAGCGCUGAGCGCGGUGCCGCGCACGCACGUCGCCUGCAUCAAGCCCGCGCCUUCUAACAUGUUGGAUGAAUUCCAACCCGCUCGUCGUGGUCGCGGCAUUGCCAAGAACCCGCGCCGUCCCAAGAUACUGCAGCGGGGAGAUUCACAGGAUCCUUCUGCCUAUCCUAUCGUUAGUGGCGAGGAGUUAUCAGACUUAAACGUUCAGUUACUACUCCGAGACGGCGUUCUAGUCAACGGUAACCAAAUGGUUCAACUGCAACUAGACGACCCGAUGCUCAUGGAAUGAAUAUAAUAUGUCAUCUUUAUCCGAUUGCGUAAAAUUGUUCCUCUAGUGCGCCUGUGAACCGGGAAAUAGAUGAGUAGCCUUCUAAACUAAUAUUUUAUAGAGGAAACAUUUUUAGUUUGUUUGUACCCUAAAUCUUUCGAAUUUACUGAACCGUUUAAAAAAAUUCUUUCACUUUUGGAAAGCUACACUCUUACCGAGUAACAUAGGCUAUAUUAUAUCCCGAUGCGGGCAGUAGUUCCCACGAGACUCGGGUGAAAUCGCGGAUAACAGCUUGUUUAUAUUAAAAUAUAAAAAUUCUUUGUGUUAUUUGCAUUUACCUAUUGUAAAAUGUUUAAUUCCAAAUGACGGUUUGAUUUGCCAAAAUAUUCAAAUGUAAUUAUUUUUUAAGUACAAUUCUUGAACUCUUAGCUUUAAUAUAUUAUUUUUAUUUACCUACUUACUAAUAAAGGUUUGAUUGUAA
Messenger RNA from Helicoverpa zea (corn earworm), 5301 nucleotides. RefSeq names its product zinc finger protein 62 homolog. NCBI's taxonomy places the organism in Eukaryota, Metazoa, Arthropoda, Insecta, Lepidoptera, Noctuidae. The record is from RefSeq and is a predicted model, not a curated record. Gene Ontology annotation, biological process: regulation of transcription by RNA polymerase II. The transcript is spliced from 32 exons. Gene Ontology annotation, cellular component: nucleus. Gene Ontology annotation, molecular function: RNA polymerase II transcription regulatory region sequence-specific DNA binding; DNA-binding transcription factor activity, RNA polymerase II-specific. Bases 114 to 4841 code for a protein of 1575 amino acids.